AGGGCAAAUCAAUGGUACGUUUGAAAAGGAAGUUCUCCUCGAGUAGCUAGAAAUUUUCACGACAUCCGCAUCGCGCUUUAUACCAACUAACUAUCUACCACGACCUACUUCUUCUUCUUCCUCCAUCAUUUUCUAAAAGCGACACAACUUAUUUUCGAACAACAUGGACGAAUCCCUAGCCCACGUCCAGAAGGACCUGGAGCAGAAGGCGGAGGAAAAUGAGAAGCCGAAGAAACAAAAAUUUCGAAAGGAUAAGCCGUGGGACACACCGGACAUUGACAAGUGGAAAACAGAAAAGUUUACCCAGGACGACAACCCGUUUGGAUUACUGGAGGAGUCUUCCUUCGCGACUUUGUUUCCGCAAUAUCGGGAACAAUACCUGAAGCAGGUGUGGCCGGACGUAAAAGCGGCUUGCGAUGAGCAUGGUACUCCUACAAUCGUGUUGGCUUUUUUGUAUAACUGCAAAUUCAUCUCCAUCUGCCACAGAGGUUUUUAUGCAUAGUUGUCAUGCGUAUUGAGAAGUGGUCGUGGUCGAGAGUACUAGAGCUCGUCGAAUACUCACACGACAGCUGGAGCCUCACAUAUUAUACCGCCUCAAUUUUGAUCCUAAACAGGCGUCCGCGCUGAGCUCGACCUGGUUGAAGGUUCCAUGACGGUGCGGACGACGAAAAAAACUUUCGACCCCUUUAUCAUCAUCAAGGCGCGCGAUUUGAUAAAACUUCUAGCAAGGUCCGUCCCGUUCCCGCAAGCGGUCCGAAUCCUGGAGGACGAUAUGCACUGCGAUGUGAUGAAAAUCAAGUCCUACGUAAGAAGCAAAGAAAAGUUCGUGAAGCGAAGGCAGCGACUCGUUGGGCCGAACGGGAGCACGUUGCGAGCGCUGGAGCUGCUCACGCAGUGCUACCUGCUUGUCCAAGGUAAAGUUUGUGAUGCAGAUGCAAAGGAAUUCUCAUUCUAUAGAUGGUGCUACUAUUCCUGCGAUUCCUAUCAUUUUCUGUCCUGGCUUUGUUCGCUGCAUCAGAAUCAAUAGAGUCGUCGAAAUCAGAAGCAAAAUGUAACAAAACAGGUCAAACCUGCUGCAUUAUGGGCCCGUCGCAGCGGAUUAAGCAGGUGCGUAAAAUUGUGGAAGACUGCUUCAAGAACAUCCACCCCGUAUACCACGUUAAGGAGCUGAUGAUUAAGCAAGAGCUGGAAAAAGACCCGGAUCUCAAAGACCAAGACUGGGACCGCUUCUUACCGAAGUUCAAAAAGCGAAACGUACUGGCGAUACUUUUUAAUGUUGCACGUGUAGAAUUUGUUUUGCAUGAGGAGUAUGAAUCGUGUUGAGCAGAUUUAUCUUCUUCGAAAGGCGUAAUACUAAUAGUGCUUGAUUGACUCGCUCUCGCAUAUGAAGGAUCACUUAACUUUUGCAAUACAAAUCUACGCCAAAACAACAGAUCCAGACAAAGAAGCUGAAGAAGAAGGCGAAGAAGCAGAAGACUUUAUUCCCGCCCGAGCAGACGCCGCGGAAAGAAGACUUGCAGAUGGAAUCCGGUGAGUACUUUCUCACAGAGCAGCAGCGGCAGAAGAAAAAGGACGACGAAAAGCGGGAGAAGCAAAUCGAGAAGACGCUGGAGAGAAAACGGAAGCGCGCCGCGGCUUUCGAACCGAGCGAGGACCACCGAAGUGCAAAAGCGACAAGAAGUAAGGACGAGCAGGGCAGUGGUGCAGGUACUGCAGUUUCGGCGUCGUCUUCUAGACCUGCAGGAGUUCUUGUUUCUAGCGCGGCAUCGAGUUCCUCUGCCGCUGCAGAAACCAGUGCAGGCAAGAAGAAGAUGAAGAAAAAGCAGUCUGCUAGUAGUACGACGAGUGCAAGAACAUCUUCUGUGACCGGCGCAGCUUCGUCCUCACAAACGAGCGAGCUGGCAACCAAGUUGAAAUUGAAAAGUAAGAAGAGCAAAACCAAAUCUUCCGCAACGAACUGUCUGCUCUAGCAGGACAUCGUGCAGCUUUGCAGCGAACGACAUUUGCUUCAAAAGUUAGAAGCUUGAACGCUUUUUGAGCGAAAAUGAAUAACAUCAUUAUUAAUGAAC
Amoebophrya sp. A120 is the source of this 2069-nucleotide messenger RNA. The record is from the annotation of a GenBank genome assembly. Lineage: Eukaryota; Dinophyceae; Syndiniales; Amoebophryaceae.